Messenger RNA from Aspergillus steynii IBT 23096, 1326 nucleotides. Its product is annotated as SDR family oxidoreductase. The transcript is spliced from 2 exons. The coding region runs from base 34 to 1302 and encodes 422 amino acids. Lineage: Eukaryota; Fungi; Ascomycota; Eurotiomycetes; Eurotiales; Aspergillaceae. The record is from RefSeq and is a predicted model, not a curated record.
CAACGAUACAGAUAUCUCUCAGCUUGACUAAAAAUGCCUUCAGCCAUUGUCACUGGUGCCACCGGUAUCACCGGUAGUGCAAUUGUCCACCACCUCAUCAAGGACGGUUCCUACGACAAAAUAUACUCAUUUUCUCGAAGAAACCCCGGAUACGAGCAUCCAAAGAUCCAGCAUGUCUCCCUGGACCUUCAAGGCUCCGCUGAGGAAAUGGCAAAAAGCCUGAAAGGUAUCUCAGCCGAGUACAUCUACUUCUGCGCCUACUUGGCCCGCGACGAUCCCGACGAGUUGUCUCGUGUGAAUGCAGUGCUUCUCACCAAUUUCAUCCAGGCCCUCAAUAUCUCAGGGGCAAACAAGAGCAUCAAACGGUUUAUUCUAACCUGCGGAUUCAAGCAAUACGGUGUCCAUAUCGGACAGGCCAAGCAGCCAUUCCUGGAAGACGACCCUCUUCCUGAAAACAACGCCGGCGGCGUCUCUUGGCCCACUAUCUUCUACUAUGAGCAACAGCGUAUUCUCGCCGAUGCCGCCGCCAAAGACAACUGGGAGUGGGUAGCCACCCUUCCCGAAGACGUGCUCGGGUACGCACGCGGAAACUUCAUGAACGAAGCAACGUCUAUCGGUCUUUACUGUGCCGUCAGUAAAGCUCUUCCCGGCUCCGAACUGCCCUAUCCCGGUAGUAAGGCGAAUUAUUUCACCUUUAACUGCUGGACGUCGGCGAACCUGCACGCGAAGUUCUGUCUCUGGGCCGCAACGGCCCCUAAAGCCGGGAACAAUAUCUUUAACGUGAUGAACGGCGACACCGAGUCUUUCCAGAAUUUCUGGCCGCGUCUGGCUGCCCGGUUUGGCUGCAAGAUCCCUGAUCCCAUGUUCCCUAACGGCGGGGUGCCCGAUAGCAAGGGGUUCAAGAACUACGAGGCCUCGACGAUCCGCCUGCCCAACAAGCCUCCUUUGAAGGUCCAGGGAUCGUCACUGGGUAUCUCCUCUGACAAGGAGGUAGAAAAUCCCCCAGUCCUGUUUCUUCAGGUCAAUCCUAUCAAAUGGGCCCAGCGAAAGGACGUGAAUGAGGCGUGGGCGAAGCUGCGAGAUAGAUACCAUCUGGAUCAAGACGCAUGGGACAAGGCUACGUGGGACUUCUUAGUGAUGACGAUGGGUCGGGAUUGGAGUUGUGUCGCCAGCAUGAGCAAGGCGAGGAAGCUGGGGUGGACUGGGUAUGCCGAUACCUGGGACGAGCUGGAAGAGACCUUCCAGAUCCUGGAAAAAGAGGGGGUUUUGCCGCCUGUUGAUCAACUCAAGCGGGAUUUUUAGUGUAGUCUAAAAUUGUGUGGCUCU